AUGACUGCGAACGCUGCAUUCGCGUAUGCAGAGCCAACGACCACAACUUUACUUAGUUGGACAGGACUCCUGCUGUCCCUGAACUUGAUCAACUUUGCUCUAGAUAAAAUCAUAUACUGUGGUUUAAUCGGCCAAUUAUUUAUCGGUAUUCUGUGGGGUACACCGGGCGCCAAAUGGUUGGAUACCGAGACAGAAACAGCCAUCCAGCAAGUGGGAUACCUAGGUCUGAUACUUUUGGUUGCAGGUGGUCUUUCAACCUCAAUAAAAUCUGUCAAGGCCAAUCUUCUCCUUUCAAUAUGUGUUGCAGUCACGGGAAUCGGUGCACCCAUCGGCUUAUCAUUCAUUUUGAGGGAUUUGGUGUCGGCAAGCUCUGUCCAGGCAUUUGCCGCAGGUGCAGCUCUCAGCUCUACAAGCCUGGGAACUACUUUCACCAUUUUGUCUAGCACGAAUCUCAUCACUACGCGUCUUGGAACGGUCACUACGACUGCUGCAAUGCUGGAUGAUGUUGUCGGACUGGUGAUGAUCCAGGUAAUCUCCAACCUUGGUGACACAGGUGCAACCUCAUUCAAUCCCAUCACCGUUAUCCGACCGGUAUUUGUGUCUAUUGGAUUUGCGCUCGGUACUUUCCUUGUGUGUGCUUUUUGUCUUGGGCCAACCAUCAAGAAGAUCUUGACGGCAAAGAACAAGAUACCAGAAUUUGUGACAACGAUGCAAUUUGGGUUCCUUUGGCACACGGGGCUUUUGGUCGGGAUCGUUGCGGGGGCUUCCUUCGCGGGGACCUCGAGUCUCUUUGCUGCCUAUCUUGCGGGUGUCAUUGUAUCUUGGUUUGAUGGUUUAGCUGCGGGGUCAAAUGAUGCAGUUGUGGCGGAUGCAUCUCACUCGGUGGAAACACAUCUGCAGGAUUUGCAAGUCAAAGAAGUGCCGACGGGCAUGAAUGUGUAUGAGAAGUACUAUAAGGAGCCCGUGGGCCGAAUUCUGACUCCCCUAUUCUUCGUCAGUAAAUGCUCUGUUGCGUCGAUUGGGUUCGCAAUUCCCAUCACAGAGAUGUUCCAGGGGAGUAUAGUUUGGCGGGGGGUCAUCUAUGCUCUUCUGAUGACAUUUGGGAAGAUGCUCACAGGCAUAUGGCUCGUGCGGUUCUCGACGAGUGCAAGUGGCAUAUCAAAUGUGCUGAAGGCGAUUCGAAAACCGUUCAGUUACAUUCACUAUGUUUGCUCUCGAACCCCUCAAAAACAAUGCCCCCCACGAGACAUGUCUAAGGAGGUCCAAUUAACAAGAUCCACCCCAGGGUCGGGCCCGACCCCGAGCCCGAGCAACGCUAGGCCAACGGCCCACAAUAGGGGUGAAGACACCGCUCCGUUCGAUAGUAUCCGUACGGAAGCCCUAAAUGAGGGACAUGAAGUACCCACUCAGACUAUUGAAUCGACACCGACAGGUGUACUCACCCCUAAGCCGAAAUCAUUGUAUCCGGCGUCCAUCUUGGGUCUGGCCAUGGUCGCGCGAGGAGAAGUUGGUUACCUGAUUGCAUCUGUUGCACAAAGCCAGGGAAUUUUCACAUCUGCAGGAUCAAGUAAGGGGACAUCGGAGAUUUAUUUAGCGGUCAUCUGGGCGAUCACGAUUUGUACAUUGGUUGGGCCUAUUUGUGUAGGGACCCUUGUUCGAAGAGUUAAGACUUUACAGGGCACUAGAGGGAAUUCUGGGGCGGAUCCAUUGGGAAUUUGGGGAAUCUAA
Penicillium verhagenii is the source of this 1728-nucleotide messenger RNA. RefSeq names its product cation:proton antiporter. Gene Ontology annotation, biological process: proton transmembrane transport. The coding region runs from base 1 to 1728 and encodes 575 amino acids. Gene Ontology annotation, cellular component: membrane. Lineage: Eukaryota; Fungi; Ascomycota; Eurotiomycetes; Eurotiales; Aspergillaceae. Gene Ontology annotation, molecular function: antiporter activity. The record is from RefSeq and is a predicted model, not a curated record. The transcript has 3 exons.